CGACAAUGGCUGCUGUAACAAGCCCGGAGACGAGCCCUCAGCCCCGGGUAUAUUUCCAGACGCCGUCCGGCACCACGGAGGAACCGGAGAUACCCGUUCGGAAGCAGGGACGCGUCACCGUCAAAUACGACCGUAAGGAGCUGAGGAAGAGACUGAACCUGGAGGAGUGGAUUAUCGACCAGCUAACGGACCUGUACGACUGUGAGGAGGAGGCCAUCCCAGAGCUAGAGAUAGACGUGGACGAGCUGCUGGAUAUGCCCAGUGACGUUGAACGGGGAGCCAGGGUCAAGGACUUACUGGUUGAGUGUUAUAAACCUACUGAGGACUUCGUCUCACAGCUGCUCGACAAGAUCCGAGGGAUGCAGAAGCUCUCCACGCCUCAGAAGAAAUGAUGGCGUCCUUCCUCCUCCUCCCCCACGUCCUCCCCUCCACCUCAGCCCUCACCUCUCGUCUUCCUACCGUGCUUUCCAUCUUUUCAUUCUCAUGUCAGUUUUCUUCCAUUAAUGAUCUCCAUCAAUUUACUAAACCUUGUUUCCUUUAUUUGUUACACCCAACGCUCUAAACCCCUUCCUGUUAUUCUUCCUCCUUGCCUGGAUUCAGCCUCCAUAAUUCGCUUUUAACCUUCAGCGAGGAAGAAAAAGUAAAGAAUGCAUAAUAAUUAGCAGCAACAAGUGAUUCAUUGGUCUUUAUCCAGGCACUCUCUCUCCCUCCCUCUCUCUCUCUCUUUUUCACUCCUGCUUCUCCUUCGCCCCUUUGUUUGGCUCCACUCCUCUUCCUCAUCCCUCCCUCAUACCGCCCUCCAUCUGUCUGAGGAGGAAGAGAAGAGGAGCGGAGACGAGAUGAGUCCCAUAAUUACGGAGAGUGGGGCGGCUGCGAGUGGGAAGAGGAACGAGAGUCUGCAACAGCCAAGUAAAAAAGAGUGGAAGGGUGAUCAACGGAGGCGGAAACAGCCAAUCACCUUGAAGCAGGGGCUAAUCAUGGCUUUUGUCUCAACCAAUGAGAUUCCCUAUCUUGUUAUUUGUGAAGGGGUUUAAACUUGUAAACCAUCCAGCUCCCAACCAUGAUUCUUUUGAUACUUUCUAGUUCAGUUUUGAGGGUAUGGGGAUAUUCACUUGACUUUAUUAUUUUUUUUGUUGGGGGUGGGUAAGUACAGUCAGAAUCAUUUGCUACAGUGGUGCAUUUAAAGACUGUCUUUUUUUGUGUGUGCGUGUGUGUGUGUGUGUGUGUGGAUCUGUUAAAAAAUCUGCACUAUGUCAUUUUGGGAAGAAAACCUGAACCUCUGACCACAAAGAAUGAUGUGUGCUCUAUUUUUAUUCCAAAAAAGAGGGAAAAUUUGAUCCCUGGAAAUAGUGGUUGAACCUUUAAAAAAAAGUCGCUGGCUGGCUGUUGUGGUCAUACGGUCCAACCAAUUGGAGACUAACAUUCUUCCUGUGAGAAGAGAGUAGAAGAAGUAGGUUCUUUAGCUCGGGUGUGCUUGCAAAUAUUGGGUAAAAUAAAAAAAAAUGUUUUUCUUUCCUCAAAUGCGUAGUGCAGUCGUAAGAGUGGUUCGUUAGAAGCCUAUGCUGUCCAGCCUGCACAUGCAUAUGUACGUCUGUGUGUUGCUAAAUGCUACGUGUGUAUGUUGCUACAUAAUGUACAGCAACAUUCAUAAUAGGAGUGUUUUUCCUGGCCUGUAUAUUCUGCUGUUCUGUGCGACAAAUUCGAUUUUUUAGUAUAGGACUGGUUCCUGUUUUGUUUUUUCUGGAUACAUUUUGUCACACACACACACAUACUGAUAGUCCGACAAGGGGACCCAGAACAAAGCUGCCUUUUUUGUUUGUUUCAAAGCCCCUUUCUUUGUCCUUUUCACACUUCUCUCCUUUUAUCUUAGAAAUUAUUCAGUCCACCACAUAGUUUAUAUGUUUGACAGACGUCAGUUCAGAGCAUUCACACAUUGGAACUGCAAAUGUCUUUGGAGCUCCGUGAUGGUGUCGAGACUUUGUCCUGUCCUCUGCCUGUCAGUAGACCCACCAGUGAGCCGUGUGAAUGGGAGGGAUGGAGGCCACUGUUAUACACUGAAGCUGUCUAAAAGCAUUCACCCAUCCUUUUCUUCUUUCUCUCACUCACACACAUUCUCACACACACACACACACACACAGGCCACCCUAGGGGCGGAGAAAACGGAAAUGUAUUAGCAAACACAGCUGCCUCUCACGCAGAUGUGCACACACACACACACACACACUCUUAAGUGCUGAGAGAGAAAGGGGGAGAGAGAGAGACAGGUCUGUAGCUGUCACAAGAUCUGUGUUUCCCCGCUGCAGCCGCCAAUCAUCUCUGAGAAUAAGCCAUCUGUGUCUCACCCUGAGCCAAUCAAAGCAGAGACCGAAGCCAACCGGCCAAUAGGAAUAGCAAUAGCAUUUGCUGCGUUUCCUGUGACCAAUUGUGAACACCUGCGGUGACAGCAGACCUCCGCUGUCUGUCUCUUUCUCUGUCAGUGCCAACACUCACACUGGCCCAUUUCUAUCUUGCUGCUCUGUCAUUUCUCCCCGGCAUCCUCUCUCAUCUCCUCCUCCUCCUCCCAGCCAUUUCCAUCCUUUUGUCCACCCUCCCUCCAUCCUUUCUUCAGUUUCCUUUCCUUUUUUUUUUUUUUUUUUUUAAAAACAGAUGUUGCCUUAGGUAUUAUUUAUGUUACACAAACCAAAUAAACGGGAGACAUUCAUUUUUUUAAAAAAAAGGUUACGCAAACUGCUAAACACAGGCGUUACUGAGCAGAACAGCAGCGUGUGGAGAAUCUCGGAUCUUCUGUCGCUCCUUUUCUUUCUUUUUUGAAAAACAAAAUGAGAUUCUGUUUUUUUUUUGUUUUUUUUAGAAGUGAGUGUUUAAUACUUAGGCCUUGAUACAGUGAUUUUGUUUAGAUAAAACAAUGUUCUUGACAUUUUACCAUUUGAAUACUGGUCUGUUUUUAUUGUGAUCAUGACACUUCUUGAUGCCAGGCCUUGGAUUAAUACGUAGUUGAACAAAAAAAUCCAUUCAGAUACACUUUGGUGCGAUUGCUUUUGCCUUCCUGGUGGGGUUUCCUAAUCAAGCACAGUCUGCUUUUUUGGAUAGUACCAGGCAAGCUCAAUCAGUAGGUGAAUUUGAGUGGAUUUUAAUUUUCUAAAUCCGGCUUUGGAUUAUAUCUUAUUAGACUGUUAUUGAGAAGUCUGUUUUUUUACUGUUGGGGAAAAUUGCAAAAAAUAUAUAUACUGAUUAUCAUAAUUGAGGCUAAAUACAAGAGCUAAACCAUUCAGAUUGAGGGAGCGGAGGUGUUUUUUGGACAAUGAUUAGAUCAAACCAACAAACAAAUGUAGCAAUAUCAACAACAGGUCUUGUUUUUGCCCAAUUUUGUUACACUUUUAUGCAACUUUAAUAAAAACAUGUAAAAUUGA
Molecule: messenger RNA, 3410 nt
Organism: Anoplopoma fimbria (sablefish)
Lineage: Eukaryota; Metazoa; Chordata; Actinopteri; Perciformes; Anoplopomatidae
Gene: ppp1r14bb
Product: protein phosphatase 1, regulatory (inhibitor) subunit 14Bb
Exons: 4
Coding region: 6-392 (128 amino acids)
Biological process (GO): innate immune response; regulation of phosphorylation
Cellular component (GO): cytoplasm
Molecular function (GO): protein serine/threonine phosphatase inhibitor activity
Source: RefSeq, a predicted model, not a curated record